Gossypium raimondii (Peruvian cotton) is the source of this 765-nucleotide messenger RNA. Its product is annotated as UDP-glucose 6-dehydrogenase 2. The record is from RefSeq and is a predicted model, not a curated record. Lineage: Eukaryota; Viridiplantae; Streptophyta; Magnoliopsida; Malvales; Malvaceae. Gene Ontology annotation, cellular component: cytosol; nucleus. Gene Ontology annotation, biological process: glycosaminoglycan biosynthetic process. Gene Ontology annotation, molecular function: UDP-glucose 6-dehydrogenase activity; NAD binding.
CGCUAACCGCGUUGUGUCAUCGAUGUUUAACACUGUUUCAAACAAGAAGAUUGCUAUUUUAGGGUUUGCUUUCAAGAAGGAUACUGGUGAUACUAGGGAGACCCCAGCCAUUGAUGUAUGCAAGGGGCUAUUGGGAGAUAAAGCUCGGUUGAGCAUAUUCGAUCCACUCAUUGUGGACCAGAUCCAAAGGACCUUACCAUGAAAAAAUUUGAUGGGAUCAUCCCUUCACUUGCGACCCAUGAGUCCCACAAUGAAGCAAGUCACUUGUGUGUGGGAUGCUUAUGAAGCUACAAAGGAUGCUCAUGGAAUAUGUAUUCUAAUCGAGUGGGAUGAAUUCAAGAAUCUUGACUUCAAGAGGAUAUACGACAACAUGCAAAAGCCUUUUGUCUUUGAUGGCCGAACAUUGUGAACGUGGACCGGUGAGGAGAUUGGUUUCAUAGUGUACUCAAUUGGCAAGCCACUUGAUGCAUGGCUCAAGGACAUGCUGCGAUGGCAUAAAUGAUGCAUGCAGAGGUUAUCGAUGCACGUCAAUGUCGGUUUGAUUCUUUACUACCUAUCUUUUUGACAGGUUUUAUUGUUUCCUUGCGUUCCCUUCCCCAUGGUAGCCAAGCAUUUGAAGGCAGUAAACGGCUCUUCGUUGUGCCACACAUUGUAUUCAAUAAUAUUUACCAUCUACUCUGUUGUUUGUUAGAAAACUUGAUAUUAUUUUUGGAUUUCAUCUAAUUUCAUAUUCAAUUUGUCUCUUUAUUGAAAUAAUUUUACUUC